CUACAAUAGCCUUUUUUCAGUCACUUGUUAUCGGAUCAAUUGUCAAUUGUGAAACCCCCUUGAGUUAUGACCGCUACCAGAAGUAGACCGCGUCGCUCUCAUGCAUUGGGCGGCUGCCGCACCUGCCGACGCCGCCAUGUCAAAUGUGAUCAAAAACGACCUGCUUGCCUGACAUGUCGCGCAUUGGGGGUAACAUGCGAGGGGUUCUCAGAAGAGGUCCGGUGGAUGACAGGCAAGAAGCAGUCAAACACGCGUCAUGCAGCUGCAACUGCUGCAGCAGGUGAAAAGUCGGCGGAUUUAGACAAGCAGCAAUCGCCUAUUAGCACGCGACGACAUCUUUAUACCGGUGGGCAUUGCUCCUGCAUAAUACAUUCAUAUAGCAAAUGGUGACCGCCUGACAGCUGUUAUUCUGCUCUAGAACAAUCCAGGGUUUCAAUGAGCGCGGCUUUGGCUGCAGAUCUCCCGUCUGGGUCAAUCGACGCAUCUCUAGCUGAGAUUGAUGCUCGCUCCAAGGACGAACGACAUUCGACCAGCGGGGAUAUUGUAGUUGGUCCUUUCUCAGUUAUGGAUAUGACUCCCGUGUCUUGCAGCGAGGAUCCUCCAAGGACAGUUGAUGCAGUCGAAGAAGUGGGAGAACAAGGAAAUGUUCAGCCGGCGACGCCACCUGUUAACGAUAUGCCACCGUUGGCAAUCAGUCCUUCAUCAAUGAUGAUGGGGUCCCUGGCACAAAUGGAUGACUUUCUGCAUUGGUCCGACUUAUUUGACCUUGGUCCGGAUCCGUUACACCUCACGCCACAUCCAUUUCUCGAAUCCGUGAACGGCUUUGAUUUUGCGAUGGCUUCAACAUUUACGCAGACAGAUACACUAGGACAUAAUGAUCCGAGACGGGUAAUGACUCCUCAGCAAAGUCCACUGGAUACCAGCUUGCCCCCAGUAGAUGUCAUGGCAGAUGCUCCAUUCUUACUAAAGCAUUUCCAAGACAAUGUCAUUGCACAGAUGAUGGCAAUGCCACUGGGCGAAAAAUCCCCAUGGAAGAUCCUCAAUGUACCCGCCGCAGUGCUGGCUUACAGCGAUUUGACCUUCCUGGGAACGCAGAACAUCAGCCAUGCCCGGUUGGCAAAUCUAUACUCUCUGCUUGCCUGUUCAGCAUAUCAUCUUGCAUCAAAUCCCGAUAUAAUUACCACGAAUUCGACGGAACACUGGAAAAUGGUGACAGAACAGGCGCACCGGCAAGCCAAGGAUCGCAUGCAAAUGUCUCUGAAGCAUGAAAUUCAUCAACCGAAAAAAGCUAAGUAUAAAGACCAACUGAUGGCUAUCUGUGCAAUGACUGCGUUUGCUAUGCUUUGCGGGCAACAAAAAGAUGCACGAUGCUACAUGAUCGACGCAGAGCGUCUACUGCGUCUCCGGGGUCUGUCUAAACCAAAAAUAUCGCAGAAGGCCCGUCUGCUACACCAUAUCUACACGUGGAUUCGAAUUGUCGGCGAAAGCACUUAUAUACUGCAUGAUUACAACCCAUCAAGCUCAUUUAUUGAAUCAUUCAACCGCCAUUUUCGAACUGAUCACAAUACUUUCUCGCAUCGCAAUCCACGCCUUGAUGACUUUCUUCAUCUCCAGCCCCGACAAUCAGACAGCGACCUGGACAUCGACCAGCCAAAAGAUAGCGAGGUUGCCCUACACGAUAUUCACCUACAAGAUUCACGAAAAUUCCCGGGAACGCUGUACAAUCAGAUCUACGGCAUUCCAGAGACAUGGCUCAGCCUAGUCUCGCAAACGACGCGAAUGGCCAAUGUACUGGAUUCAUUACGAAUCGCUCGACGUACACACAAAAACCUUAGCGCGGAAGCAUGGGACACUGUGCAUCGCCGACGGAUCAGACUCGAGAACAUGGUCUGCUCAUUUGACCUCAAUCAUGCACGAGAUAUAAAUGGCGACGGCAGCCCAAACAGUUACAUGUUACGAGCCCUAAGCUCCGCGCUGGUCAUAUUCUUCCACCGACGCAUUCGUCAAGUACAUCCUACUAUACUGCAAGGCCAUGUAGAUAGUAUUAUUGCAUCACUGGCAGAUUUUGAUAAUGCCUUGGAGCAGUGUCAGAAUCCAGGACCUGGGACGGCAUGGCCGGCGUUUAUAGCGGGCUGUGAAGCCGUCACGGUCUCGCGGCGGGAAGCGACACUGAGAUGGGUGGAAAAGGGUCACGCACAAUGCGGAUUUAUUGCAUUUACAAGGGCGAGAGAGGUAAUGCUGGAGGUAUGGAGGAGACAGGAUGAACAUUUGGCAGCUCGUAGAGGGGACGAUAUUCCUACAUGGGUGGAAGUAGCCAAGGAGUGGCAAUUGUGGCCGAUAUUUUGUUAAACACAUGUAUGAUAUUCAAAUCAUCACAUUCAUAUCGCUAUGUACAAAAAUAAAAUUCGUCAAAUUGAUCAAAUUAAAC
This is a messenger RNA of Aspergillus ruber CBS 135680, 2428 nucleotides long. RefSeq lists its product as uncharacterized. The coding region runs from base 436 to 2349 and encodes 637 amino acids. Lineage: Eukaryota; Fungi; Ascomycota; Eurotiomycetes; Eurotiales; Aspergillaceae. The record is from RefSeq and is a predicted model, not a curated record. The transcript is spliced from 2 exons. Gene Ontology annotation, biological process: positive regulation of transcription by RNA polymerase II. Gene Ontology annotation, cellular component: nucleus. Gene Ontology annotation, molecular function: transcription cis-regulatory region binding; DNA-binding transcription factor activity.